Pelobates fuscus (common spadefoot toad) is the source of this 1532-nucleotide messenger RNA. It is a transcript of the gene TRA2A, whose product is annotated as transformer 2 alpha homolog. The record is from RefSeq and is a predicted model, not a curated record. Lineage: Eukaryota; Metazoa; Chordata; Amphibia; Anura; Pelobatidae. The transcript is spliced from 8 exons. Gene Ontology annotation, molecular function: RNA binding. Gene Ontology annotation, cellular component: spliceosomal complex. Gene Ontology annotation, biological process: positive regulation of mRNA splicing, via spliceosome. The coding region runs from base 198 to 1103 and encodes 301 amino acids.
GCCAGAGAGAGGCGCUGCCGCCAUUUUGUGAGCGCGGCUGGUGGAUGCUGAAAGACGCAGUGAGGUCUGCGAGAGGAAAAAUAACCCCAGAAGUUGGAGGGGGUGGGAGAGCAACGUUACCACAGACCCGCCGCCGGUGAAGCAACCGCUCUCUUCAUCCAGCGAGCCGAGUUUUUAUAUUAAAAUACACCGCAGCUAUGAGCGACACCGAAGGGAAUAACUACAAUGGCAGAGGAUCCCGCUCCCGUAGUAAGUCACCAGAUGGAAGUGCUGCCCGUGCAAAAUCUGAGAGCAGGUCUGGAUCACGCAGUGCGUCAAGGGCUUCAAAGCAUUCAGACUCCCGUUCCCGAUCCAGAUCAAAAUCCAGGUCCCGGUCAAGGAGGCAUUCCCAUAAGCGUUAUUCACGCUCCAGGUCCAGAUCUCACUCUCAUAGAAGAAGGUCAAAGAGCAGAUCCUACACCCCAGAAUAUCGCAGACGGAGAAGUCGCAGUCAUUCUCCUAUGUCCAACCGUAGAAGGCACAACGGCAGCAGGGUAGGUUCUCACUCUAGAAUGAGAACAGGUCUGCCUAGAGAGGCAAACCCUGAUCCAAACACAUGCGUUGGUGUUUUUGGCUUGAGUUUAUACACAACAGAGCGAGAUAUUAGAGAAGUGUUUUCUCGUUAUGGUCCUCUCAGUGGUGUCAAUGUAGUUUAUGAUCAGCGGACUGGACGAUCAAGAGGAUUUGCGUUUGUCUAUUUUGAACGCAUAGAGGAUUCCAGAGAGGCCAUGGAACAUGCCAAUGGUAUGGAACUAGAUGGCAGAAGGAUACGGGUUGAUUAUUCAAUAACGAAGCGGGCACACACACCAACUCCAGGCAUUUAUAUGGGAAGACCUACACAUGGUGGUGGAGGUGGAGGUGGCAGCGGCGGUGGUGGUGGCAGUAGUGGCGGCGGUAGCAGCAGUGGUGGAGGUGGACGUCGUCGGGAUUCUUACUAUGACAGAGGAUAUGACAGAGGAUAUGACGAAUAUGAUUAUAGAUACAGGAGACGAUCACCUUCACCUUACUACAGCCGCUACAGAUCCAGAUCACGAUCACGCUCAUACAGUCCAAGGCGCUACUAAGACAUUGAAGACUCAGAUUUUUUUUUUGAUUUUUUUUUAUUUUUUUUAAGUGGAAACCUCCUAUGAUCUGUUUUUAAGAACAUCUUGAAUCUGCAGUUUUCUGUUUAAAUGUAUUGUUCUAUUCCUUGCAAAACAAUAGUAUUGCUGUAGGUUUUAUGCAUUGGAAUAUCCAUAGCAUAUAGAAGUGAAACACAAUUUUGAUAGUGGUAUUACCUUGCAAUGUUGUCUUGCAAUCUUUAGAGUCCUGGUAACUGGGAACCUUUUGAGAUGCUUCAUUUAAUUCAUAUUUUGUUUUUCUUGCUUAUUUUAUUUUUCUCCCUUGCAACUUUUUGGUUUUGUACCAGCCACACCUGAACAUUAUUUUGAAGGGAGCGAUUUUUGUGAUAGUAACUGCGUGUAUAUUGAAAAUAAAAAACCUUGUACAUUGUC